This is a messenger RNA of Lacerta agilis (Sand lizard), 6458 nucleotides long. It is a transcript of the gene GRIN2B, whose product is annotated as glutamate ionotropic receptor NMDA type subunit 2B. The transcript is spliced from 13 exons. The record is from RefSeq and is a predicted model, not a curated record. NCBI's taxonomy places the organism in Eukaryota, Metazoa, Chordata, Lepidosauria, Squamata, Lacertidae. Bases 742 to 5244 code for a protein of 1500 amino acids. Gene Ontology annotation, cellular component: NMDA selective glutamate receptor complex; postsynaptic membrane; plasma membrane. Gene Ontology annotation, molecular function: NMDA glutamate receptor activity; transmitter-gated monoatomic ion channel activity involved in regulation of postsynaptic membrane potential. Gene Ontology annotation, biological process: monoatomic ion transport; excitatory postsynaptic potential; long-term synaptic potentiation.
GCACCGUUUCUCCAGUUCGCCUCGGUGCCCGUCCCAGCAACGCGCACAGCUAGAGCAUCUCUGAAAAUAUUAUAGAGCCGUGCCAGCUGUUGGCCAUUCCUCUAGUGGGGGCUGAUGUGGGGAAAUGCGUUUCCUUGCCAUUCUUGGAAACGUGCUAGUGCCUCGCUACGGGAGCGAUUCGGUCUUUCUCGCAGCCCGCUCAAGACCGACCCUUUCCCCCCUUUUUUCCUUUUCAGGAGGGGACGCCUGGGGAGUAAUCAUGCUUCUCAGAGGACCAGCACCAACAUCCUGCGACAUCCAGAGCCAGCCCCUUCUACUAGGGCUCACAGGAUAUAUAUUAUAUAUUUCUAUUGUAUUAUCUGCAUCCUAGAAGAACCAUCACGAUUUGGUGUUUUUUAUGAUCUCUAUGGAUCCUGCAUUUUAUGACCCUCCUCUCCACACGGUCUGAUUCAUCUUCGAAGCCGAUCUCUCUCUUCCUCUAUCAACCUCGUUUACAUUUGCACCGCUUCAAGACACAAAGAUUGCCAAAGCCGAGCCUUCUUGCAAGAAAAAAGAUUUUUCUCCCCCUCCAAUUAGAAACAUAUUGCAUCGCCCCCUCCCCAUUUGCUCCCCAAACCUCAUUCUUCUUAUGUGGAUAUGCAAGCAAGAAGAGGAGACUGGAUACUCCCAACAUGCUCACUCCCUUAAUCUGUCCGCCUAGAGGUUCUGCUUCUACAAACCAAGGGAGUGCAAGAGCUGAAAAUGAGGCCCCGAGCAGAGUGCUAUUCUUCAAAGUUCUGGCUUAUGCUGGCAGUCCUGGCGACAACAGGUGGUGGGGCCUGGGCCCAAAAGAACCACCCCAGCAUUGGCAUUGCUGUCAUCUUGGUGGGUACCUCUGACGAAGUAGCUAUCACAGAUGCCCAUAAGAAAGAUGACUUCCAUCACCUCUCUCUCACGCCUCGUGUGGAACUGGUGGCCAUGAAUGAGACAGAUCCCAAGAGCAUCAUCACCCGCAUCUGUGAUAUCAUGUCUGAUCGGAGGGUUCAAGGUGUGGUGUUUGCUGAUGACACUGACCAGGAAGCCAUUGCCCAGAUCCUGGACUUCAUUUCUGCCCAGACCCUCACACCCAUCCUAGGUAUCCAUGGAGGCUCUUCCAUGAUCAUGGCAGACAAGGAUGAAUCAUCCAUGUUCUUCCAGUUUGGUCCAUCAAUAGAACAGCAAGCUUCUGUCAUGCUCAACAUCAUGGAAGAAUAUGAUUGGUACAUCUUCUCCAUUGUCACCACCUACUUUCCUGGCUACCAGGACUUUGUCAACAAGGUCCGUAGCACUAUUGAGAACAGCUUUGUGGGCUGGGAGCUAGAAGAGGUGCUCUUGCUGGAUAUGUCUCUGGAUGACGGAGACUCAAAGAUCCAGAAUCAGCUCAAGAAACUCCAGAGUCCUGUCAUCCUCCUUUACUGUACUAAGGAAGAAGCCACCUAUAUCUUUGAGGUGGCUAACUCUGUGGGUCUGACUGGGUACGAUUACACUUGGAUUGUACCCAGCUUGGUGGCUGGAGAUACAGACACAGUCCCCUCUGAAUUCCCCACUGGACUUAUCUCUGUGUCAUAUGACGAAUGGGACUAUGGCCUUCGCGACAGGGUGAAAGACGGAAUAGCCAUAAUAACCACGGCUGCUUCUGACAUGCUGUCUGAGCACAGCUUCAUUCCUGAGCCCAAGAGCAGUUGCUACAACACACAGGACAAGAGGAUCUACCAAUCAAACAUGUUAAAUAGGUACCUGAUUAAUGUCACGUUUGAAGGGAGGAAUUUGUCUUUCAGUGAGGACGGCUACCAGAUGCACCCAAAACUGGUUAUCAUCCUUUUGACGAAGACGAGGACGUGGGACAGGGUGGGAUGGUGGAAGGACAAGCGUCUCAAGAUGAAGUAUUAUGUGUGGCCACGUUCUGAGCUUUACCCUGACAGUGAGGAGCGUGCGGACGACCAUCUUAGCAUAGUGACCCUAGAAGAAGCACCGUUUGUCAUUGUGGAAAAUGUGGACCCCCUAAGCGGUACCUGUAUGAGAAACACUGUCCCGUGCCAAAAAAGAAAUGUGACAGACAACAAGACGGAUGAGGAGACUGCGUACACCAAGAAAUGUUGCAAAGGGUUUUGUAUUGAUAUUCUCAAGAAAAUCUCCAAGUUUGUCAAGUUCACCUAUGACCUUUACUUGGUAACCAAUGGUAAACAUGGGAAGAAGAUCAAUGGAACAUGGAAUGGAAUGAUAGGCGAGGUGGUUGACAAACGUGCCUAUAUGGCAGUGGGAUCCCUUACCAUUAAUGCGGAACGCUCAGAAGUGGUAGACUUUUCUGUACCCUUCAUUGAAACAGGCAUUAGUGUAAUGGUGUCGCGAAGCAAUGGGACUGUCUCACCUUCUGCCUUUUUAGAGCCAUUCAGUGCUGAUGUAUGGGUGAUGAUGUUUGUAAUGCUGCUUAUAAUCUCUGCGGUGGCUGUCUUUGUCUUUGAGUACUUCAGCCCUGUGGGAUACAACCGGUGUCUGGCUGAUGGCAGAGAGCCUGGUGGUCCUUCUUUCACCAUUGGCAAAGCUAUCUGGUUAUUGUGGGGCCUGGUAUUCAACAACUCUGUGCCAGUGCAGAAUCCCAAGGGAACUACGAGCAAGAUCAUGGUGUCUGUGUGGGCCUUCUUUGCUGUCAUCUUUCUGGCCAGUUACACUGCCAAUUUGGCUGCCUUCAUGAUCCAAGAGGAGUAUGUAGACCAGGUGUCUGGGCUGAGCGACAAAAAGUUCCAAAACCCAAAUGCUUUCUCACCACCUUUCCGCUUUGGGACAGUUCCUAAUGGCAGUACAGAGAGGAACAUUCGCAACAAUUACGAACUGAUGCACGCCUACAUGGUGAAGUUCAACCAAAGAUCGGUGGGAGAUGCGCUAUCCUCAUUAAAGACAGGGAAGCUGGAUGCUUUUAUUUAUGAUGCAGCUGUGCUAAACUACAUGGCUGGCAGAGAUGAAGGCUGCAAGCUGGUGACAAUUGGGAGUGGGAAGGUCUUUGCUUCAACGGGCUAUGGCAUUGCCAUCCAGAAGAAUUCAGGCUGGAAGCGGCAAGUGGAUCUGGCAAUCCUACAGCUCUUUGGUGAUGGUGAGAUGGAGGAGCUAGAAGCUCUCUGGCUCACUGGCAUCUGCCAUAAUGAGAAGAAUGAGGUAAUGAGCAGCCAGCUGGACAUCGAUAACAUGGCCGGAGUCUUCUAUAUGUUGGGAGCAGCCAUGGCCCUAAGCCUCAUCACCUUCAUCUGUGAACAUCUCUUUUAUUGGCAAUUCCGCCACUGCUUCAUGGGUGUUUGCUCUGGCAAACCUGGUGUUGUCUUCUCCAUCAGCAGGGGUAUUUACAGCUGCAUCCAUGGAGUGGCUAUUGAGGACCGCCAUUCUUCCAUGAACUCCCCCACUGCUACCAUGAACAAUACUCAUUCCAACAUUUUGCGCCUGCUCCGAACAGCAAAGAACAUGGCAAACCUUUCAGGUGUCAAUGGCUCACCACAAAGUGCCCUGGAUUUUAUCCGUCGCGAAUCCUCUGUCUACGAUAUCUCUGAGCACCGCCGUAGCUUCACUCACUCCGACUGCAAGUCUUAUAACAACCCCCCCUGCGAGGAAAACCUCUUCAGUGAUUAUAUUAGUGAGGUGGAAAGGACCUUUGGUAAUCUGCAGCUGAAAGAAAGCAAUGUUUACCAAGACCAUUAUCAUCACCACCAUCGCCCCCAUAGCAUAGGGAGCACCAGCUCCAUCGAUGGACUAUAUGACUGUGAUAAUCCACCCUUCUCCGCACAGCCUCGAUCUCUCAGUAAGAAGCCAUUAGAUAUCGGUUUGCCGCCAGCCAAACAUGGCCAGUUAGGUGACCUCUAUGGCAAGUUGUCUUUCAAGGGUGACCGAUACAGCGGUGGAGGUGCACACGACGAUUUGAUCCGUUCAGAUGUCUCGGACAUAUCGACUCAUACCGUGACUUAUGGCAACAUUGAGGGCAACGCUGCAAAGCGGCGAAAACAGCAGUAUAAAGAUAGUCUAAAGAAGCGCCCAGCCUCGGCCAAGUCACGGAGAGAGUUUGAUGAGAUUGAACUGGCCUAUCGCCGGCGUCCCCGUUCCCCUGACCACAAGCGCUACUUUAGGGACAAGGAAGGGCUACGGGAUUUCUAUUUGGACCAGUUCCGGGCUAAGGAGAACUCACCGCACUGGGAACAUGUGGAUCUGACGGAUAUUUAUAAAGAGCGGGGAGAUGACUUCAAGCGUGACACUAUAGGGGGAGCAGGGACAUGUACUAACAGGACCCACCACAAACAUGGGUCGGGGGAGUUUGGAGCAAACAAUGAGCACAAGCACAGUGUUGUGAGUGGGGUACCAGCGCCAUGGGAGAAAAACCUCACCAAUCUCGAUUGGGAGGAACGCCCUGGCGCUAACUAUUGCCGCAGUUGCCCAUCGAAGCUGCAUAACUACACUCCGACCGUGGUGGGGCAGAACUCCACCCGCCAGCCAUGCAUCCGGUGUGAAGCCUGCAAGAAGGCCGGAAACCUCUAUGACAUCAGUGAGGACAACUCCCUCCAAGAGCUGGAUCAGCCAUCUGCUCCUGUGCCCGUGGCAACCAGCACUUCCACUACCAAGUAUCCUCAGAGCCCUUCCAACUCUGCCUCCAAGGUGCAGAAGAAGAAUCGCAACAAGCUCCGCCGGCAGCACUCCUAUGACACCUUUGUGGAUCUGCAGAAGGAAGAUGCCGCCCUGGCCCCCCGCAGCGUCAGCCUGAAGGACAAGGGCCGCUUUUUGGAGGGAAGCCCCUAUGCCCACAUGUUUGAGAUGCCAUCCAGCGAGUCCACUUUUGCCAACAACAAGUCCUCAGUGCCCGCCACCAGCCACCACCACCACAACAAUCCUGGCAUUAGUGGUGGUUAUAUGCUCAGCAAGUCGCUCUACCCCGAUCGGGUCACUCAAAACCCUUUCAUCCCCACUUUUGGGGAUGACCAGUGCUUGCUCCAUGGCAGCAAAUCCUAUUUCUUCAGGCAGCCUGUGGUGGCAGGAGGGCCCAAGGCCAGGCCAGACUUCCGAGCCAUUGUCACCACCAACAAGCCGGUGGUCUCGGCCCUCCAUGGGGCUGUGCCAGCCCGUUUCCAGAAGGACAUCUGUAUAGGGAACCAGUCCAACCCCUGUGUGCCUAACAACAAAAACCCCAGGGCUUUCAAUGGCUCCAGCAACGGGCAUGUUUAUGAGAAACUUUCCAGUAUUGAGUCUGAUGUCUGAGUGAUGGGGAAAAGCAUGGGAGGGGAUGGUGCUGGAAAUGCAACGUGUGGGAGGGGCAGGUGGUGGGUUCAGACCUAGUUCCCAUUUGCUACUCUUCUGCUACUCUUUUUUUCUUUGUGGAGUAUUGGAGUUCUGCUUAGGCAGCGCUGAUGCGAAGUGCCACCUCUUUCUUUCCCCGGAUCCCCCAUCCCCAAUGAUCUCUUUUCAUUUCUCCACUCACAGUUCCAUUCCUGGCCAUCACAUGUCAGAGCUUAGUAGCUUAGCUUGUGUUUUCACAGUUGGGAAAGGCAAAGGCAUGGUUGAGGAGAGGCCAGCACACGAGUGGGAGCAAUAGCCGCAGAGUUUGGGGUUUUCUCGGCACCAAACUGUGAUGGUUAGUACAGAUACGAGAAGGUGGCCUGAGGCGGAGAAUGGAAGAGAUAGAAUGGGCAUGAAGAAGAUACAAGUCUUCUUACAUAUGUACUUUUAAGCAAAAUUGAUGGGACGUGAAUGGUGUGGGAUCAACUUGAUGCAUUUUAUGUUGAUUACAUGCAAAAAAUCAGUUCUUUUGUGAAGACUGUGGGUUAAAGGCUGAAAUAUGGAGUUGCAUAUAUACAUAUAUAUAUAUAUAUACUGAAGAUAAAAAUGUAUUGAAAUCUUGGUAUAUUUACCAGGGGGAGGGGAGGUUUGAUAUGUAUGCAGAUCUAGCCAGUAGUCCAGUCAACAGUAACCCAGUGAGGUUACUUCUGCAAGAUGAAUUGGAAUGAUAAAAACAAAUGCCAGUGAAACUUUCAGCAAAAGUCUUGGGAAAUUUCAAAUGUUGGGGUCCCAGGGGAGGUUUUGUUGCAGGUUUUGUUCUACUCAUGAACAACUUGUUAAUUUUGAAAUGGUGAAAUAUCAAAUAAGCGUUGGUUUAUGCACAAGCUUAAAUGUGAAAAUUAAUUGACACGAACCAUCGUAAAAACAUGAGUUUCUUAUUGCUACGAUAUUUAGUAGACAAACACAGCAGAGCAAACCUUUCCAACGCAAGGGAACAUAAAGGGCAUUGAGUGAAAAGAAGAGCAGGGUUGGCAACUCAAGCUCCACUGUUGUUCUGAUGAAUUUAAUCUGGCAGGGAGAAGGCUCAACCAUUGCUCCCUCCUCUAGCAUAUCAUGCAACACGAGCAAGAUGAAUAAUGGAAAGGCUUUCUCUGCUGAUGGUGUAUUUCCUCUGAGUAGAAAGUAGAAGAAGGCAG